AAGUCGGCGCGACCGAGGAGCGGCAGCCAGAGGAGCUGUGGGUUGGUUUCUGCCCGGCGGGUCCAGUGAGGUGGAGACGGCGGUGUUCCUGGCCGCCCAGCGUCUUAAAAACAGAAUGGGUGAAGACGAACUGGCAGCCUUCGAGAAAAGCAUAAACGAAUUUGGGGACAAGUUCCGGUACAGACUCAGUGAUAAUCGUAGCCAGGUGCUGGGACUUAAAGAUGCCUUCAAGGACUCCAUUAGAGCGCUUUCAGAAAAGCUGUCUUUGAAACUAAAGGAAGAAGAAAGGAUGGCUGAGAUGAUUCUGGAAUAUAAAAAUCAGCUCUGUAAGCAGAAUAAGCUCAUUCAAGAAAAGAAGGAUAAUGUGCUAAAGAUGAUUGCUGAAGUGAAAGGCAGAGGGCAGGAGGUGCAAGUGCUGACAGCAAACAUCCAGGGUCUGAAGGAGGAGUAUGCCAGGAAGAAGGAGACCAUUUCCACUGCUAACAAAGCUAAUGAAGAGAGAUUGAAACGGCUGCAGAAAUCAGCGGAUUUGUAUAGAGAUCGCCUUGGACUAGAAAUUAGAAAGAUUCCUGGUGAUAAACUGCAGUUUAUAUUUACUAGUAUUGACCCUAAGAAUCCUGAGAGCCCCUUCAUGUUUUCCCUGAGCAUAAAUGAAGCUAAGGAAUAUGAAGUGUCCGACUGUUCACCUCAUCUUGAGUGCCUAGCAGAAUUUCAGGAGAAAGUCAGGAAGACCAACAAUUUUUCAGCCUUCCUUGCCAAUGUUCGGAAAGCUUUUAUAGCUAAGGUUCAUAAUUGAUAGACUUAUUCUUUGUUAUUGUAUAUAUCCUAAAGGAAUUCUUAUCUCUUGACCCUGUCAUUCUUCACUACUUUUGUGUAGUAUGAGAGAAACUAGAAUACAUCAUCCCAAACUAUGCCUCUUUGACAUAACAUUUGUGAGCUGAAAGCAGUUAAGAAGCGGCAUAGUCAGAGAAACUUUGCCCUCCCUCAGUCUGCCUAAUCGUGGGACCUAGAUUAUAGAAAGACAGAAGUUAGUCGAUUACCACUUCUGACAAAGGCACCAGAGGAAUGGACACGCCUUUCUUCAUUAAUUUAUUCCUGUAAAUAUAUUCUCCAUAAUUCCCCAUCUGUGGAAGUCAAAAGGCAAAUCUGUCUUGUCAUGUUGUAAAAUGCUACUGUUCUUUGUUGAAGAUGCUGUGUAAACCUGACUAAGCCACUGUUUGGAGUUCUCUUCUGUUGGGGUUCUACUGUACAGUGUGCACUGCAUGUGUUAAUAAACUUGCUUGGUUUUUCCAGUCUUUGUAA
Messenger RNA from Rattus rattus (black rat), 1302 nucleotides. It is a transcript of the gene Spc25, whose product is annotated as SPC25 component of NDC80 kinetochore complex. Gene Ontology annotation, biological process: chromosome segregation. The coding region runs from base 116 to 796 and encodes 226 amino acids. NCBI's taxonomy places the organism in Eukaryota, Metazoa, Chordata, Mammalia, Rodentia, Muridae. Gene Ontology annotation, cellular component: Ndc80 complex. The transcript has 7 exons. The record is from RefSeq and is a predicted model, not a curated record.